Coregonus sp. 'balchen' is the source of this 4905-nucleotide messenger RNA. The record is from the annotation of a GenBank genome assembly. NCBI's taxonomy places the organism in Eukaryota, Metazoa, Chordata, Actinopteri, Salmoniformes, Salmonidae.
AUGAACAGCAUGUAAGUUAUAUUGUCCAAUGUUAAAUACCACCAACUUAAACUGCAUUUUAUCCCUAUUAUACUAACACAUACAGUAAGUUUGUAUUGGCCAGGCCUCUGGGACUUUGUUCAGUUAAGUUCAAUACACCUUCAUUGGUCUUAGAGCUCAUUCAUUGCUCUCAAAACACCCUGAAAAGACAGUUGGUCCUAAUUUUCUCCCUAUACCCCAAUCCUUUGAUGUUUGCAGAUCUAAAGGUUAUGAGUAUAUAACCCUCUAGAGUCGAUUGACUCACCGGUGGAACCAAUGAUGUCGGGUCGUAACGCGGAAGAGACACCCGGUACCAGCUGUGUCACUGUGAAUAUAUUGACCUGAGACAGCCUCUCAUUUGCAAUUCUGUGAUGCGAUGGUGGCCUUUUCUCAUUUUGGGAUGAAGACCGUUCUCCGUCCUCUCUCCUCCGUCCUCCGUCCUCCGUCUCCUCCGUCCUCCGUCCUCUCUCCUCCGUCCUCCGUCCUCUCUCCUCCGUCCUACCGUCUCUCUCCGUCCGUCCUCUCUCGUCCUGGCGCCUCUCAUCUCUGACCGUCUCCGUCCUCUCUCCUCCCUCCUCCGUCCUCUCUCCUCCGUCCUCUCUCCUCCGUCCUCCGUCCUCUCUCCUCCGUCCUCCCUCUCCUCCGUCCUCUCUCCUCCGUCCUCCGUCCUCCUCCUCCUCUCCUCCGUCCUCCGUCCUCUCUCCUCCGUCCUCCUCUCCUCUCCGUCCUCCUCCUCUCUCUCUCCGUCCUCUCUCCGUCCUCCUCCUCUCCUCCGUCCUCUCUCCUCUCCUCCUCGUCCUCUCUCCUCCUGUCCUCUUCUCCUCCUCCUCCUCCGUCCUCUCCUCCGUCCUCCGUCCCUCUCCUCCUCCUCCGUCCUCUCUCCUCUCCGUCCUCCUCCUCUCCCUCCUCCUCCGUCCUCUCUCCUCUCCGUCCUCCGUCCUCUCUCUCCUCCUCUUCCUCUCUCCUCUUCUCGUCCUCCUCCGCCUCUCUCUCUCUCCUCCGUCCUCCGUAUCUCUCCUCCGUCCUCCGUCCUCUCUCCUCCGUCCUCCGUCCUCUCUCCUCCGUCCUCUCUCCUCUCUCCUCUCUUCUCCGUCAUCUCACCUCCUUGACGCGGAAAACCGAUAAGUGGCGGAGGAGUGUUUCAAUUCGUUAGUAGGCUAACAGAAGACUCCUCCCUUCCACUGAAGCCCUUCAUCUACUUGCCCAGAGUCAGAUGAACUCAAGGCAGUGUCACAAAUGGCACCCUAUUCCCUAUAUAGGGCACUACAAGCCUAUGGGCCCUGGUCAAAUGUAGUGCACUAUAUAGGGAAUAGGGUACAAUUUGGGAUGCAGUCCAAGUGAUGCAUUGGUUAAUAAUCGAAUAUAAACUAUAUAUACAAAAGUAUGUGGGCACCCCUUCAAAUGAAUGGAUUCGGCUAUUUCAGCCACACCCGUUGCUGACAGGUGUAUAAAAUCGAGCACACAGCCAUGCAAUCUCCAUAGACAAACACUGGCAGUAGAAUGGCCUGUACUGAAGAGCUCAGUGACUUUCAACGUGGCACCGUCAUAGGAUGCCACCUUUCCAACAAGUCAGUUCGUCAAAUGUCUGCCCUGCUAGAGCUGCCCCGGUCAACUGUAAGUGCUGUUAUUGUGAAGUGGAAACGUCUAGGAGCAACAACGGCUUAGCCACGAAGUGGUAGGCCACACAAGCUCACAGAACGGGACUUCAGAGUGCUGAAACGCUUCGCGUGUAAAAAUCGUCUGUCCUCGGUUGCAACACUCAUUACCGAGUUCCAAACUGCUUCUGGAAGCAACGUCAGCACAAUAACUGUUCGUCGGGAGCUUCAUGAAAUGAGUUUCCAUGGCCGAGCAGCCGCACACAAGCCGACGAUCACCAUGCGCAAUGCAAAGCGUUGGAUGGAGUGGUGUAAAGCUCGCCGCCAUUGGACUCUAGAGCAGCGGAAACGCGUUCUCUGGAGUGAUGAAUCACGUUUCACAAUCUGGCAGUCCAACGGACAAAUCUGGGUUUGGCGGAUGCCAGGAGAACGCUACCUGCCCCAAUGCAUAGUGCCAACUGUAAAGUUUGGUGGAGGAGGAAUAAUAGUCUGGGGCUGUUUUUCAUGGUUCAGGCUAGGCCCCUUAGUUCCAGUGAAGGGAAAUCUUACCACUACAGCAUACAAUGACAUUCUAGACGAUUCUGUGCUUCCAACUUUGUGGCAACAGUUUGGGGUAGGCCCUUUCCUGUUUUCAGUAUGACAAUGCCCCCAUGCAGAAAGCGCGGUCCAUACAGAACUGGUUUGUCGAGAUCGGUGUGGAUUUGACUGGCCUGCACAGAGCCCUGACCUCAACCCCAUUGAACACCUGAAUUGGGAUGCAGACUGCAAGCCAGGCCUAAUCGCCCAACAUCAGUGCCCAACCUCACUAAUGCUCUUGUGGCUGAACGGAAGGAAGAAGAAGUCCCCACAGAAAUGUUCCAACAUCUAGUGGAAAACAUCUAGUUCGACAAGCAGGUGUUCACAUACUUUUGGUCAUGUGGAGUACCACGGUGUGUGAAGCUUAGCGAUAUCUCCAGCUGAUUCUACAGUAUUGAAUGUUAUCUUAAACAGAUUUUAAAACCCAAUAAAAAAAACUAUAGAUGUAUUGCAAAAGAGUAAACACAUGAAAUAAUAAUUGUUAUUUAAAAAUGAGUCGUGAGACACCCUCUGAUUGGCACCAAGCCUAAGAUCACAUUGAAAGCGUCAGCUGGAGUGGUGUAAAGCUCACCAAGCCUAUCAGUGUAAGGUGGGGCUCUCCCCAUGUCACCGAUAGGCCUGUGGGCCACACUAGUUCAUUUAGCAAGAUUUCUUAGAAUUCCAUGACAUUAUUUUAUAUUAUUUUAUAGUAAUGAAGAAUACAAUUGGAACAAAGCCGAAUAAAAUAGAAAGGAUAUUUUCUCCAAACGAUUUGAGGGAGUGUGCACGUGCGGCUAUUCUUUGUUGAGCGGUUAGCAAAUAAAUAGGUACUCCCAUAUGCUUAAUUUAGAGUUAUUAAUGUAACUUUAAUUGUUCUACAAACAUUGGGCUACACUUCAUCAGUGUCUCAUUCACAAUUUGACAAGCUCUUGAUAAUGCCUCGAAUUUCCCGGCAGCGUGGCGGUAAUAAUCCCAAAAGUUGUGGGAUGUGAUAGAUCCCAAAUUAGUACAAUCACUAGCAUAAAAAAAUAAAGUUUUAUUUAAUGAGGCUGACGUAACAGAUCAGAACAUUUAGCUUAAAAUGUGAUAAACUAUUAGACUAUUUCUUCACAUUAUAAGCGCAGCAAUGUGCACACGGCAGUAGGCUAUAAGCACAAUGUUCCAUUAGCAGGAAAACACCAUUAUCAAAAGUGACCGCAAAUGCGAUUAUGCAUGUAAUGCUUUUAUUGUAAAGGUGCAUUUAUAUGGUGAAAAUGAUAUUCCCCAAACUUGAAACCCACGCGCUGCUUACAGUAUGGAUGCCAGUUAGGCUCUAAACCCCUUGUAAAGUGGAUGAAUGUGCUUAAUUUUAAGUUAUUUGACGACUUUUGUUGUGAUACAAACCAUAUUAAAACAUAUAGGCCUAUGGGCUAGGCUACAUGAGGUGGUCGACUAUGAUUAGAAAAAGUCCCCCAAAAAAGGCAUUGUUUCUUACGCUGGGCAUCAUUCACAAGUGAUAAUAUAUAAUUCACAAGUGAUAGGCUAAUAUUGUCACCCAUCAGACUAUUCUUGAUUUAAUCUUGUCUUUACAUAUACUAAAUAAUAUAUGUGUGAAACACAAUGAAGGCUGGUCACCAGCGAAAACACAAGGAAGGCUGGCCACCGGCCUAUGCUGGUCUAUGCUGGGGUUUUUUCAGCAGUCUCCUCGAUUACCUUUUACCUUUUUCAAACGGAGGUGAGAAGAGAGGAAGUAGGAGUUGAGCAAAUCUUUGAUGUUCACUGAUCAACUAAUCACCUCUACUGGUGAGGAAGGAAGUAACACUCCUCAGGCAUAGAAAUAUGGGCCCAUGACCUGUGGCGGUAAUACGGUCACCGCAACAGCCCUAGUCACCACCCAUCAAUCCCUCUCAGCUUAGGGGUUGUGUCUGGAUAGUGCUUGGGUACUCACUCACUCACUCACUCACUCACUCACUCACUCACUCACUCACUCAGGCACUGUCUAAAAAUAUUACUAGCUGUCAAAUCCUUGCUUCCUCUGUCCUUGUUUCCUUCAUUCACAACCAGGGGACUCAACCAGGGGACUCAACCAGGGGACUCAACCAGGGGACGCAAUCAGGGGACACAAUCAGGGACUCAACCAGGGGACUCAACCAGGGGACACAAUCAGGGGACUCAAUCAGGGGACACAACCAGGGGACUCAAUCAGGGACUCAACCAGGGGACUCAAUCAGGGACUCAACCAGGGGACUCAACCAGGGGACUCAACCAGGGGACUCAACCAGGGGACUCAACCAGGGGACUCAACCAGGGGACUCAACCAGGGGACUCAAUCAGGGGACUCAACCAGGGGACACAAUCAGGGGACACAAUCAGGAGACUCAAUCAGGGGACACAACCAGGGGACUCAAUCAGGGGACUCAAUCAGGGGACUCAAUCAGGGGACACAAUCACAGGACUCAAUCAGGGGACUCAAUCAGGGGACGCAAUCACAGGACUCAAUCAGGGGACACAAUCACAGGACUCAAUCAGGGGACUCAAUCAGGGGACACAAUCACAGGACUCAAUCAGGGGACUCAAUCAGGGGACACAAUCACAGGACUCAAUCAGGGGACUCAAUCAGGAGACUCAAUCAGGGGACACAAUCACAGGACUCAAUCAGGGGACUCAAUCAGGGGACACAAUCACAGGACUCAAUCAGGGGACUCAAUCAGGGGACACAAUCAGGGGACGCAAUCAGUGGACCUUUCCUCAGUUCUGA